This is a messenger RNA of Suillus plorans, 1011 nucleotides long. RefSeq lists its product as uncharacterized. Bases 1 to 1011 code for a protein of 336 amino acids. The transcript is spliced from 10 exons. NCBI's taxonomy places the organism in Eukaryota, Fungi, Basidiomycota, Agaricomycetes, Boletales, Suillaceae. The record is from RefSeq and is a predicted model, not a curated record.
AUGACCAUAAUCUCAAAUGAUCCUAGCUGGUGGCUGCUCAUCAAUUCAUAUCUUCUUUUCAGCUAUUUUAUGGUUGCUAUCUCGACUGGCGUAAUAUACGAUUGGGUACUUGCAUUUGGACAAGAGGUUGAAUUGAUUUGGGUGAGCAGAGAGCCCUCAUGUCCGAAGGAACGACGUAACAAUAACAUAAAUCUGCGACAGAAGCAACACUGGUCCCUGAUGACUGUCAUGUAUCUCACUGUGCGCUACGUUGGGGUAGUAUAUGCUGGCGUGAACAUACAGAGCUAUUACAUGUACUUCGCGCUAUAUUGGACGAUUUGGGUCCUGAUUGCAAUACUUGGUGGUGAGCCUACACAGUUGCGAUACCUCGACUUCACUGAAAUAUCGUGCAAAGUCAUCAUGAUUGCUCGAUUACAUGCCAUGUAUCAACGAUCCAGAAAGGUUCUGGUACUCCUCGUUGUUGUCUUCACAGCCAUCGUUAUCGCCAAUAUAGUGAUGCUCACAAUCAACAUGAAGUAUAUUUCAUCGGAGCAAGCCAUCCUCUCUGGCACCUAUCAGUGCAUUGCUGACAAUCUCCAAUGUUUGGGCACCAUCCCUUGGAUACUCACCGGUGUGUGGGAGGUGUUCACACUGUGUCUUGCAGUCCGGAUUGCUCUAAAGCACUUCCGUGAAUUGCGACAACACUCGGCGGGAGGUAUUAUUAGGGACUGUUUCGUAGUGUUAAUGAAAACUCACGUGAGUUACUUUGUGAGCUCCGUUGUAGUUUUAUGCCUUUGCCUCGGUUAUUGUUCGCCAACGAUGCCAAAGGACCCAUAUUCCCCAGCAAUUAUGACUUAUUUUGGUUUUCUCGAAAUAUUCACCAUUGUGCAGUCAGCUGUACUGGGACCACAGCUGAUCCUCGGUGUUCGAGAAUAUUACGCUAGGCUCAUGAUCGACUUCGAUGCAGGACCUAACCUGAGUUCAAUUGCUUUCCAAGAAUCUGUGCAUGUAUCAACUAGCAAUAGUAUGUGA